Molecule: messenger RNA, 630 nt
Organism: Symbiodinium necroappetens
Lineage: Eukaryota; Dinophyceae; Suessiales; Symbiodiniaceae
Source: the annotation of a GenBank genome assembly
AUGAUGAGAACGAGGCGAGCCACUAUGGGUUGGAGAGUUCUUGGAGAAAAACUGAGCGACCUUGUGAAGCUCAUCGAACUACGCGCCCAGGUACAAGACUGGCUGCCAAGUUCCUCGUUGCAGCGUUUGGGGCUACCGCCCUCACAGGCGGCCUUACGACCUUCUACCCCAACUUCCGCGCCUACCGCACCGAUCAAGGCCAAGCAGGCGGAUGCAGAGCUGGAGUAUGCGGAGGUGAUCAAGUAUGCCAGCUUUCUGGGUGUGAGACAGUCGAAGAUGCCGGCCCAAGCUCUUGUAACAGAGCGUGCCCAUCCUCGGGAGGACUUGAAGGGAGCGGGCAACCAGUACAAGAGGGAGAUCUACUGCGGCAAGUGUAUGGGGAGGUGGCAGCAUCUGACUCCAGAGGAGUUGCACAAGAAGAAGAUGGAGGUGUUGGUUACCCCGAGUCCGCCGUCGAGAUUGGCUGCGAGUUCAGGGUCAAUGACUUCGGGGCCCAUGACAACGUUGUGUCUGUGCAACAAGCCGGCGUUUCGCUGGCAGGUGAAGAAGAAAGGCCCAACUCACGGAAGGCACUUCUACAAGUGUCAGAGCCGGAUCUGCGACUUCUUCCUAUGGGACCCAGUGGAAUGA